CCGCCGGCUGCACAGUUUCGGGAACGACGACAACAAACGGGCCUCGUUGGACUGGAUGAAUUCGCCGCUGCGUUCCGAUCGCGAUUUUUGCCAUAUCUUUCACUAGUUCGGACAGCGACCGACGGUCGAUCGGCAACGCGCUGAGCGAAGACCGCCCGGACACAGCAAGUUCAUGUUAUGCAUACGGCGAUGGCGCGCUUCGUGGUCCUCGCCGUCGUGCUUCAUGGCCUCCUCGCGGGGGCGGGACCGGCGCCGGUAAGUCCAGUGCGCGGCAGCAGCGCACGGAGCUCACGUACCGCGUGCUCUCGGCGGAGCGCUGCCCCGACGUCCAGGGCAUGGCCAUCUCCAGCAGCAACUCGUCGCUGCGCAUGGUGGGCAGGACCAAGGUGGUGUUCGACAUCGACUUCAUGGUCGAGAGGCCGGCGUCCACCCUCACCAAGUUGGCAGUGAACGAGACGCGCUGCCGCGAGCGAGUGUCCGAGGCGACCUGCACUCCGGGCCGCAACUUCGCCAUCAAGAGCGGCGUCUGCGCGGUGCUGGGCAUGAAGAUGAUGCCCUGGACCGAGCUGGUGGACAACAUGCAGCCGCCUCUGCGGUGUCCCAUGAAAAAGGGCCUGUUCUCCGGGCGCGGCAUCGGCAUCGACAUGCAGGUGGCCAAGAUGACGAUCCGGCCCGACGAGGACGUCGGCACCGUGGUGGUGGGCCGCGGCACCGUGUUCGACCAGGACCACGCGCCCUACCUGUGCUUCCAGGUGACGGUGGACUUGGUGCGCGUCAGGGUCCGGACCUAACCAGAGGCCUGGCUCAACGCAGCACUGGCACACAAAUGCAAUGUAUUGUAAUUUUCUUUUAGUCAUCAAUCCAUUAAAGAAGUCCAGGUGCUUUGUGGGUCAUCACAGCA
This is a messenger RNA of Thrips palmi, 901 nucleotides long. RefSeq lists its product as uncharacterized. Lineage: Eukaryota; Metazoa; Arthropoda; Insecta; Thysanoptera; Thripidae. The record is from RefSeq and is a predicted model, not a curated record. The coding region runs from base 336 to 791 and encodes 151 amino acids. The transcript has 4 exons.